CAGAUCCAUACACAUUCGUUCCCGUCCAAUCGCGGUGUUUACUUGCUGACUUCAAUCAACUGACCUGCAGUGACAUAGUGUAGUCGUGUCCACUACAGGGAUGCGCUACUGCAGCACGCGAGGUGAGGUGGGGGGAUGGGACUUCCGGCAGGUGCUGUUCUCCGGUUACGCCCCUGACGGGGGCAUGUUCAUGCCCGAGACGGUGCCCAGUGUGAGCCCCGAGACCCUGAAGGCCUGGGCCCCCCUGUCCUACCCGGAGCUGGUGGUGGAGGUCUGCUCUCUCUUCAUCCCCGAGGACCUCAUCCCAAAGAAAGACCUGCAGGGCCUCAUCUCAGACGCGCUGUCCAAGUUUUCCGUCCCCGGUGCGGUGAGCAUCGCCAAGCUGAAACAUGGCCUGUCCAUCCUGGAGUUAUUUCACGGGGAGACGCUGGCCUUCAAGGACCUGGCCAUGACCUGCACCGUACGCUUCCUGGAAUACUUCCUACGCAAGGACAACAGCAGGGCAACCAUCCUCGUGGGUACGUCGGGGGACACAGGUGGCUCUGCGAUCUGCAGUGCGCGGGGGCUGAAGGGAGUGGACGUGGUGGUGGUGUUCCCUCGCGGCCGCAUCACCCCAGUUCAGGAGAAGCAGAUGACCACCAACCUGGAGGACAACAUACAUGUCUUCGCAGCGGACGGCACCUCGGACGACAUCGACGUGCCCCUGCGGCGUCUGUUUGGCGACCGGGAGCUGGUGACGCGGCACGGCCUGAUGAGCCUCAACUCCGUCAACAUGGCGCGCAUCCUGGUGCAGCUGGGCCACUUCCUGUACGCCUACCUGCGGCUCAGCGGCGUGGAGCAGUGGCAGGCCGGCCAGCCCUUACCCGUCCUGGACAUGGUGGUGCCCACGGGAGGGGCCGGCAACAUCGCAGCUGGGUGUAUAGUGAAGCACAUGGGAGUGCCACUGAGGUUCGUUGCCAUGGUGAACUCUAAUGACAUCCUAUGCCGUGCCGUCCAGAAGGGGGACUUCUCAAUGGCCCCCAGUGUCACCCAAACACUAGCGCCCGCCAUAGACAUCCAGGACCCGUACAACAUGGAGCGCGUGCUGUGGCUGCUGUCUGGUAAGAACGGGCCGCUGGUCAAACACAUGCUCCAAGAGUUCCAGAAGACACACCGCCUACCCUUACCAGACACACUACACAAGGAGCUGUGUUCGUUUAUGUCCUCGGGGAGUGUGGGUGAUAAGGGCAUAGUGGAGGCCAUGCGGCGUUGCUGGGAGGAGAACCACUACCUCCUGUGUCCACACACCGCCGUAGCCGCCUGGUAUCACUACCACACACCACCACGCCCAGGAGAAAACAGGUGCUACGUGGCCACUGCAUCCCCUGCCAAGUUCCAGGCAGCGGUGGAGGAGGCCGGGCUGGUGCUGGAGCUGCCCGAGGAGGUGAAGGCGCUGGCGGGGAAGGCCACCCGCUACGUGGACCUGGAGAUGGGAGAGGACUGGGACGCCCGGCUCAGGGAACGCAUAGAGGCCAUCGGAGCCGCCCGGGCCAGAGGCGCCAGCUUUUACACAGCAGCAUAGGGGCCUUACGGUACAUAGUCGACGCAUCCCACACGGUAAAACAAUCCAGUGGUUGAUUAAACACUUAGAGAGGCGAUUUAACAUUUUCUAGAUUGUAUUUGGUCGCAGAGUACUCUCUAAGCGAUGAAUUGGCACUGUAUUUUUUUUGCUGUGUAACCUACAAUAUACGCUUUUAUGCAUUCUCUUAAUUUUUGUGUAAGACAGUACCUUGUCUUUGGGGGAAUACUUGUGUCGCUCUUGAGAAUGUGGUAUGUGUACAAAGCAAACACUGAUGGUUAAUGUGCGUUAGAUUGUAUUGCGUGCAUAGACUAUGUAAGAGCCCAUGGAUGUGAGCUGUGACCUAUGACCUUUAGGGUGGAAGUGUGUGAUUCCUCCACUGCUGAUGUUAACCCAUGACUGCCCCUGCUGGCCUGUGGCUGACUGAUAUGAUGUGGGCUAGCAGUGGGGGGUAGAAUGUUAACGUGCAGCUGCAAGUGUGAUUUUUUUAAACAGUACUUUCAUUCAUUGAAUGUAAUUGUAUAUGGAAUGUGAAGACUUGUUGAUAUUGGCAUCCAGAGUUUGCAGAAAACUAUGCAAGUACAAUUACAAGUGUGUGUGUUUUUUAGCUCUUUUAUGCAAAAUUUCACAAAGAAAUGUGAAAAAAUAAGACAGUAUUUUUGUAAUAUUUUCAUGCAGCACAAGCAUAAUUGCAAUUUCAUGACAAAAAGAAAUGCACAUGUUCAGCUGGGGUGGAAAUGAACUGAGUAAACUGUGAUCUUUCCUGUGAUCAGUCCUAAUAAUCUAGAAGUAACAUUUCAAUCAAUAGAUAGCACCCACCAUUCAGGCACACAUUAUUAUUACAUUCAGUUGUGUCCAUAAAAACCAAUCCCCAAUGUGCUAUAAGUGUUAUCCAUUGAGUUAUCCCAUGACAUGAUAUAAUUAACAAUCGACAGAAAUGUGAGGGGUGUAUUCACUCGAUUUUCUGACACACUGUACCAUAAAUGUUCUUAGAUGACUUGCAUGUGUAACUCCCCUGUAUCGUAUCAUGUCAUAUCAUAUCAUAUCAAUGCCCUUUGUCAUUGCCACCGCAAGUCCAUAUACAAAGUUUAUGAGCCGAGCUUUAUCGGCGGUGAUGUUCUUGACCCUGCUGGACUCUGCUCCCACAGGGAAAUGGUGAGAGUGGCGUCCUGUGAUGCAAUCAUGUUCUAGCCACAUAUUGAUAUUAUCAACAGGAUUCCCACACACCUAUCUAGUGCACACAUCAUAAUGAGUACCCACAGUUCCCUCUCUCUCUCUCUCUCUCUCUCUCUCUCUCUCUCUCUCUCUCUCUCUCUCUCUCUCUCUCUCACUCACACACACACACAGACGCACACGCACACGCACACGCACACGCACACACACACACACACACACACACACACACAC
Molecule: messenger RNA, 2965 nt
Organism: Engraulis encrasicolus (European anchovy)
Lineage: Eukaryota; Metazoa; Chordata; Actinopteri; Clupeiformes; Engraulidae
Gene: thnsl2
Product: threonine synthase-like 2
Exons: 9
Coding region: 101-1561 (486 amino acids)
Biological process (GO): 2-oxobutyrate biosynthetic process; dephosphorylation
Molecular function (GO): pyridoxal phosphate binding
Source: RefSeq, a predicted model, not a curated record